Molecule: messenger RNA, 947 nt
Organism: Cutaneotrichosporon oleaginosum
Lineage: Eukaryota; Fungi; Basidiomycota; Tremellomycetes; Trichosporonales; Trichosporonaceae
Biological process (GO): regulation of DNA-templated transcription
Cellular component (GO): nucleus
Source: RefSeq, a predicted model, not a curated record
CUCAGAACACCCUCUCCAUCAACAUGCAAGCCUUAGCCAACUACGCCGACGACUCGCCGUCACCGCCCGGCCCAUCCGUAAGUCUACCCCGCAAGCCGAGAACAUAGGGUCACACCAUCCCCCACUUCGACGUCUGCGGCACCCUGCGCAUCUGGACAUCUGCAAUAGCGACCGCGCGAGUCUCCCGGCCCAGUACGCCCGCGUAAGCGUUUCCGCCUGCCACGGCGCACGCCAACGCCGUCCCCGCCUCGCGACUCGAUCCCCGAAGAGGCUGAGACGGGUGAGGCGGCACCUUCGGAGCGGGUGAGCCGCGCCCCGUCGACGGCGCGCCCGCCGUCUGAGGAUCCGUUCGAGGGAAUGGACGACGACGAGAUCUUUCGCCUUGCCACGCGUCCACCCGGUGAUGAGAGCGACUGGGGCCUGCCACCUGAGGUCGACGGCGCCGCCGAUCCACGGCUGCAGGGCAAGGUGACUCAGUUCCUCCGCCUCAAGCAGCAGGGGCAGCACAUCAACACGAGUCUGAUGCAAAGCUCCAGCUUUGCCAAUCCCACGAUCUACGCCAAACUCGUCGAGUUCGUUGAUAUUGAUGAGCGGGCCACCGCUGUACCUGGCGGUGGGUGGAUCACCCGGCGGGGCCUUGAGGCCGAGGUGUCUCGGUAUGGGCCGAAGGCAUUGCAGGCGCAACAAAAUGAGAUGGCAGAGGCUGCGAAGCGCGCUCAGGAGGGACGAAGGCGGGAAAUUGCGUUCACAUCGUCCGGUAGUGGACGUGAGCGCGAGCGCGAGAGGGACAGGGACAGGGAUGACCGCAGGCGUGAGAGGGAUAGGCGGGAUAUGGGGGGCUUGCACCGUCCAAGGCAUGGAUGGGAGGGUGGUUGUCGCGAACGUGAUCGAAGGUGAAGUUACAGCCCACAUUUUGAUGCACGAGAUGCUAUGUCCAGUAGUAGAAG